AAGGAAAGCCUCAAAGAGAAAAUAAACACUAUGCUUAAAAUGGCUCUCACUUCUCUAUUGGCUUCAAUAGGGUGCCUUGAAAUCUUUAUAGCAAUAUUUUUCUCUUGUGUAUUCUGGUCUUUAGCAGAUAACAAACAUGGCCUACCAAGAAAUUGCCCGAUUUUCGGAAUGUUCCUGAGCCUUCUUAUGCAUAUACAUAGAAUUCAUGAAAGAAGUGCAGAGGUACUUUCUUGCUGAAAGGCCUUUGGUUUACUAACAUGGAUAUUCUUGGCACAGUGGAUCCUGCAAAUGUGCACUAUAUCAUGAGUGCAAAUUUUCCGAAUUCCCUAAAGGGCAUGAACUCAAGAAGAUUUUCAAUGUUUUAGGCGAUGGAAUUUUCAAUUCCGACUUGGAAUUGUGGAAGAAUCAGAGGAAGCUCGCGAGAGAAAUGAUCAUUCAUCAGAGAUUCCACAAGUGUUUGGUGAAAACCAACGUUCACAAGGUCGAAAAUGGCCUGAUUCCCGUUCUUGAAUUCGUAGCUAAAGAAAGCAGAGUUCUUGAUUUGCAAGAUGUUUUCAAGAGAUUAACACUUGAUACAACAUGUAUGCUACUCACUGGCUUUGAUCCUGACUGCCUCUCUCUUGAACUCGUGGACGUUCCCUUCUUGAACGCCAUGGACGAUGCUAAAGACGUAUGUUUCAUACGCCAUUUGUUGCCCAAAAGUGUUUGGAAGUUGCAACAAUGGCUUGGAUUUGGGACUGAAAAGAAACCACGCAAAGCAGAGGAAGUCCUUGACCAAGUCAUUGGCAAGUAUAUAUCGAUGAAACAUGACGAAUUGAGCAAUGCAACAAAAUCCGAGGAAGAUGAAGAGAGUUAUGAUUUAUUAACAUCAUACAUGGUAAAUGAUGCAAAAACCAAAACAGGGCAAAAGUUUGACGACAAGUUCUUGAGGGAUACCAUACUGAACUUCAUGUUCGCGGGGCAUGACACAGUUGCCUUGGGCCUUACUUGGUUCAUCUGGCUAGUUGUCACACACCCCGAGAUUGAGAAGAAAAUAAGGGAAGAACUUAAGGCAAUGGUCUUGUUGGGAGAAGGUGAAAAACGGAGGCUUUUUAAGGUGGAUGAUGUGAAAAAUGCAAUAUAUUUACAUGCUGCAUUGUGUGAAUCGUUAAGGCUAUAUCCCCCUGUUCCAAUCCAGCACAAGACUCCACUAGAACCCGAUAUUCUCCCAAGUGGACACCAUGUUCAUUCGAAUAUGAGAGUGAUGAUUCCGUUAUAUGCAAUGGGGAGGAUGGAAUCCGUAUGGGGAUACGAUGCCUCAGAAUUCAAGCCAGAGAGAUGGAUUUCAGAUCGGGGAACCGUUAAACAUGAGCCAUCUUACAAGUUCUUUUCUUUCAAUGGAGGGCCAAGGACUUGCUUAGGGAAAGAAGUGGCAUUUACUCAAAUGAAAAUUGUUGCUUCAACUAUCAUUCAUAAUUACCAAAUUGAAAUGGUAAAAGGCCAUACUGUUUGUCCCAAUAUCUCUGUUAUGAUCUACAUGAAACAUGGCUUUUAAGUUAGGAUUAAGAGGAG
Molecule: messenger RNA, 1551 nt
Organism: Solanum tuberosum (potato)
Lineage: Eukaryota; Viridiplantae; Streptophyta; Magnoliopsida; Solanales; Solanaceae
Product: alkane hydroxylase MAH1-like
Exons: 1
Coding region: 428-1534 (368 amino acids)
Molecular function (GO): oxidoreductase activity, acting on paired donors, with incorporation or reduction of molecular oxygen; heme binding; iron ion binding
Source: RefSeq, a predicted model, not a curated record